GAUCCGUGAUUCUGUGCUCGGGCUGGGUUUGGUGCAUUUUCUGAGAGAGGUCGGCUACUGGUACAGCGUGUCCUGAGAGAGAGAGAGAGAGAGAGAGAGAGAGAGAGAGAGAGAGAGAGGGAGACCGGAGGGGGAAACGGUGAAAAUGUGACGUUAACCGUUAACCGUUAUCCGUUAACCGUUACCGUCCAGGGAACGGCUAAUGUGUCCGUUAAUGGAUGGACGGGUGGAUGGAUAGAUGGAGAAAGCGGCUCUGCUGAGGAGGAGUGACCGCCUGUGGUGAAGCCUAGCCCGGGCUGUGUGUGAAGGGAAGCCUGGUCCUAUCAUUAACGGGCUGGAUGUAGUGCCUGUUCAGGAGAACAAAUGAGGAAACGUACAAGAAGACAGAUUUAAGAAAACCAACACCAAGAAACAAUGUCUCAACACCUGAAUGCCAAUGUGUGAAGAUCUCACAGUAUGUUGUUGAACUCCAGCCCAGUUCUUGUCCAUGGAAACCUGUGCAAACCUGAGAUGAGCAGAGCUCUCCGCUGUUUAGACCACUUGGCUGCUUGCUUGGGGCGGCGCUCGGCAGCCUGAGCCUGUCGCCACCCCUCCUUCCUGCUGGCCGGCCGCGGGAGCGCGGCAUGGCCUCUCUGGACCUGCCGUACCGCUGUCCUCGAUGCGGGGAGCACAAGCGCUUCCGAAGCCUGUCCUCGCUCCGUGCCCACCUGGAGUACAACCAUACCUACGAGACCCUCUACGUGCUGUCCAAGUCCAACAGCGUGUGCGACGCCGCCGCACUGCUCCCCCUGGUGGCCGACAGCGCCCUGGCCGCUGAGUCCCGCUUUCCGUAUCGUGAGCUUCCCUGCUCGGGUGACGAAUCUUCUUCCGCUGCCGCUCGCUAUCUUCCCAAUGUGGAGUUCCCCCUGGGAGAGAUCCUGGUGAAGAAAGCCAUGAGCUCCGCGGACGCCGGGAAUGCCAACAACGCCGUGGCCGUGGCGGCCAACGUGGCGGCCAGCGCGGUAGAGGCUGCGUACGAGGAGGGCCUGGCCAGGUUAAAGGCCAGGGCUUUUGAGCGCCUGGAGCUGGACGAGAGGCUGGAGAAGUUGUCGGAGGAGGUGGAGCAGAAGAUCUCGGCGCGUGUAGGUCGCCUGCAGGCCGAGCUGGAGCGCAAGAGCUCGGAGCUGGAGAAGGCCAAGGUAGAGAGCGACAGGCUGAGCCAGGAGAAGCAGGAUCUGGAGGACAAGGCCUCAGAGCUCUCACGACAGGUGGAUGUGUCUGUGGAGAUGCUGGCCAGCCUCAAGCAGGACCUGGUCAGCAAGGAGCAGGAACUCACUCACAAACAACAAGAAGUGGCCCAAAUCGACCAGUUCCUGCAGGAGACGGCAGCGCGGGAGGCCAGCGCUAAAGUGCGUCUGCAGCAGUUCAUUGAGGAGCUCCUGGACAGAGCCGACCGUGCUGAGAAACAGCUCCAGAUCAUAAGCAGCUGUGGAACGACGCCCAAUGGCAGCCUGGGACGCUGCAGCCUGCAGGGCUCCAAACCCAACGGACGACAGAGGAACUCCAGCAUCUCUGGAUCCAGGGGGAUGUACCAGGUUUCUGACAGGCGCUCCUCACCCAGCACUGGGGCAUCUGGCCGGGUCAAGUCGGCUUCACAGGGCUCAGUGGCGGGCUACGACAGCGACAGCGUGGACCUGCACGCUCUGGAGGGCAGCCUGGAGGCGCAGUACUACCAUUCUCAGUGCCGCCUUGGAGAGUCUGUGGGCUACGAACGGGCUCCCUCGUCCGGCGGGCAACCUCGCAACUGGGGGCUCCGCAAGCAGGCCAUCCAGAACUGGCAGCGGCGGCCCUACCGCAACAGCACGGAGGGGGAGGAAGGUGACGUGUCUGACGUCGGAUCCCGCACCACCGAGUCAGAGGCAGAACUGUGGGAGCAGGAGAGGAGGGCGUCUGCCGACAGCCAGCAGCACGGGGGGCAUCGUGGAGGGUACCGGUUGGGCACAGGUCGUUCAGAAGCAGGCUACAAGCCCUGCCGUCACGAGAAGAGCCCUUCCAAGUCCAACGAGGUCAUCAGUCCCGAGGUACUGAAGAUGAGGGCUGCACUGUUCUGCAUCUUUACCUACCUGGACACCAAAACCCUGCUGAGGGCGGCCGAGGUGUGCCGGGACUGGAAGUUUGUGGCUCGUCACCCUGCCGUGUGGACCAGAGUGCUCCUGGAGAACGCUCGCAUCUCCUCCAAGUUCUUGUGCACGCUCUCUCAGUGGUGCACGCAGACGCACUCCCUGAUCCUGCAGAACCUCAAACCCAGGCAGAGAGGGAAGAAGGAGACCAAGGAGGAGUAUCUGAAGAGCACACGAGGGUGUCUAGAGGAGGGUCUGGAGGCCUUGUUAAAAGCUACUGGAGGAAACCUGCUGAUCCUGAAGGUGUCUCACUGUCCCAACCUGCUGACUGACCGCUCUCUGUGGCUGGCCAGCUGCUACUGCCGAGCUCUACAGGCCGUUACAUACCGGAGUGCCACAGACCCUGUAGGCCAGGAGGUUAUCUGGGCAUUAGGAGCAGGCUGCAGAGACAUCAUCUCCCUACAGGUGGCGCCAUUGCAUCCCUGUCAACAGCCAGCACGAUUCAGUAACAGAUGCCUCCAGACAAUUGGGCGGUGCUGGCCACACCUACGAGCCUUGGGAGUGGGCGGGGCUGGAUGUGGCAUACAAGGAUUGGCUUCCUUAGCGAGGAACUGCAUGCGGCUGCAGGUGCUGGAGCUGGACCACGUCAGUGAAAUAAACCAGGAGGUGGCUGCCGAGGUGUGCCGGGAGGGCCUGAAGGGUCUGGAGAUGUUGGUGCUCACCUCAACCCCAGUCACUCCCAAAGCACUAUUGCAUUUUAACAGUGUGUGUCGUAACCUGAAGUCCAUCGUCGUGCAGAUAGGUAUUGAAGAUUAUUUUGAAGACCCCAACAGUCCGGAGGCUAGAAAGCUCUUUGACGAGAUGGUGAACAAGCUCCAGGCACUGAAGAAGAGGCCCGGCUUCUCCAAAAUCCUCCACGUGAAGGCCGACGGCUUGUGCUAACCCCACUCUACAGUGAAGGAACCAGCACAGAGUGGGCUGUGAAGUCCUCCAACCUGACCAAGUCAUUAUCUGCUCCCAGAAAAAGGCUGAAACUCCAUCUUCAGUCUCAGCAUCCAUGUCACUGACGAACAGGAAACUCAGUAGUACAGUAUUGAUGAAGACAGAAGGUAUGUGACGUACAUUUGAGGUUCAUCGGACUUCAGACGAAGCUUUCGACGCUGUUCCAGAUGCACAAGCCAAAACAGAUUCAGAUCAUGCGCUGAGUUUCAGUGGACAGGACGUGUUCUCUGACUUUUCCCAGACUUUUCCAGUCUUGAACACAGCUUUGUCUGAGAUCUAUACCUUUAUCACGCCCAUCUUUUCCUUCUUAUAGCACAGCUUACAGCUGCAGUCUGUGAAGAGUGGCCUCUUCUUCCAGCCAAGGAAUAUGAAGGUUUUAACGCUGGCGAACCAUGAAACUCAAGCAGCACAUGAAAUAUAUAUGAACUAUAUAGAUACGUAGUUAAGAAAAGGUACAAACUGAGGAUUUGUGUGUGCAUGAGAAUAAGUAUGUGAGUGUGUGUGUGUGUGUGUGUGUAGUACACAGUUUUGCUUCCUGGUAUCAAGCAAAACUGCAAUUCUUCAAAAUUCGACAUACCAUCACCACCAUUCACCUGCCUGGGUUGGCUUUUUAAAGGCCAUAUUUCUGGAGAACCCACAGCACCAGCGUCCCUCUUAAGGAGAUCUAAGACCCUCAUAUUAGAAUAUUGAGUUUUUGUUCUGUCUAAUCAAAGGAAAUACCAGGAUGUAAGGUAUAAAAGAAUGCCAGCCAGUAUCUAGCAAUCUGCUCCAAUCUGCAAAAUUGGGAACUAUUGUCCAGCAAUUCACACAUUCACAUUCACAUAUCAUAACAUAUCAUGAUGUCAUUAAGGUUCAUUUCUUUGCUUUUUGCCCAAUUCAUGAUCCACCCCUUCUGGAAUGGGGUUGCAUGCAGUAUUCAUGGUGCCCUCUUUUAGGAGGAAACAUUUUAAUUUAUUUUAUAAACGUUAAAUCCAUUGUGCCAUUUUUUUAGGAUUUUAGGUUCAUUUUGAGUUAAUAUGUUUAAAUUCAUGGCACAUAGUAGUCAGAUUUGGUGGGAGUGGUGCCGUCACAAUAUAUUAAGUUCUCAUAAUUUUCUUCAUGUUCUCAAUCCAUUGGAAAUGCCUUUUUUACUAGCUUGCUCAGAGCAUUAGCGUUGGAUAUGGCUACAUGUCAUCAUUGUAUUCUGCCUUUUCCUUGAAUUAUGAGGGUGAUUGCCAUCAUUGGAUUAGUGUAGACUGUUGUUUCUCAGUAUUGGUCAUAAUCCUGUAGGCAUCUGUAGAACCCUGCCCUGCACAUUUUAGUGUGGUCCCUGUCAGAUACAGCGAUUAACAAAAGCACGUGCUUCUUAAUUCUGUGCUUCUGUACACACCCUCUCUCUCAGGCUUCAGCCGCUGAUGGCGAACCAUCGGGACCCAGGAUUUAAACUCAGUCCUCUGGCCAUAGGAUCAGCGACCCCAAAGGGACCCCAAUAGGGAUAACACACUCCCUGAAGCUCCCUUUAAAAGGACUUGUUAAUGAGAUGAUUCAUUGAAGUGGGUUUAUUGGGAACAGGGAAAGCCCCAAAAUGGGCAGGACAGGAUACAUCUAGGACCAGCGUUGAGAAAUAAUGGUUUAAAUUUUAAGAACCCCUCUAGCCCUUAGUGUAGCCCUUGUGGUUAUUUCAAAAUGGCUUUUUUCCACUUUUGAGCCGUUUACUGUCCUUCCAUUUCCAUUCCAAAUGUUCACGAAACAGUAAUCAGUUCUCUUACAUUUAUCUGGACAUUAUCUCGUGAUUGUUAUGGGUAGAGACUGAGUUGAGUUCAGCUGAAUUGAGUUGAGUUAAGUUGAGCAGCUCGCCAAAUCGUGCUUGAUUUUGCCAAGACUCAAGAACAUCAGGAGACAACACUACAGUAUGCCAUAGCUCUGAUGUUCCUUCAGAAACUUGCGAAUGCAAUAAUAACAGAUGCAGGCAAGGGUUCCUACCGCUUUUCUGCACUCUCGGUACUGUACCAGUUACCCAUCAGGCAUUGGUGUUCCCCCUUGGGCCGGCCUUCGAGAUCCAACCUUGUCUACUCCAAGUGCUUUAGUCCAGGGGGAUCACUCUCUAGGUGCAAUGAUGUACUUCCUGUCUUAAAAACAAACAAAAAAAGAAUUGGAGUGGACUGACUGUAUUCUGCUUGCCGAGUUCGUUUGGUUGGUGUUGGAUGGUUGUGGUUGUUGUGGAUGUGGUGUUUGUUGGAGGAACAUGGUGAAUCUCUCCAGUUUACCACAUUGCAAAUUAGGUUGAAGAUAGUGGAGGAGAUUUUGUUGCUCAUUUAACCCCAGAAAACAUGCCCAUGUAGGGCCUAUGAGUAGCUCAACUGGGAAUCAGAAAGUUGGAUCCAACAUGAUGGCCAUCAGGACCAGUGAUGGGACCAGAGGGGUUCAACUUUGGCCCUAUCUAGUUUGAGAUAAAGAUGGGCCAUAACAAUGGAUCCCUUCCAUGAAGACCAACUGCCAGCCAUUUAGUCCACGAGUCCUAGUAACAAAAUAUGAACAAACCCACUCAGAGCCUGUGGUGUCUGGAACCCACCUAGUCCAUGUUCCACCCAUAUGAGCCCCACGUAAGCCUCACAUGAGCAUGUUGGCUGGGCCUUUCCUUUUUUAAUUCUUAUUGAAGUGGAGUUCUACUACUGGAACUGUGCACACCUUCAACAAACAAAGCCCACUCACUUACAUUUUCAGUUCCUGACAAUCUGGUCUCUUGAAGACUUAAAAAAAAAGAAAAGUUGUACAUACAGUAUGCUGUUUAUGCAGAUCUAAGGAAUUUAACGUUAAUAUGUUAAUAUAUUAUUCCAAGGUGGAACCGAAGAGAAAAAGAGCAUAAAAUAAUUUAAGUUCUCUAAACACUCUCUAAACAGUGUUUCCUUUUCUUUUUUCCAAAGUUUCUUCUGUGGUGCCCGGGUUCGACCACAUGAAAUACAUCUUUUAAAGAGUAGCGUGGAAUUUGCAGUACGUCGUGUAUAAUAGAUGCUUUAUAUAUUGAAUGUGUAUCAGAGUCCUAUAGAGAUGGAGAUUAUUUAAAAAGAGAGCAUAAAGUUUAUUUGAGCUAUUUAUUUCUAUAAAAAUAUGUCUAUAAUGAUGGCAUGUUUGUGUUCAAGCAUAAUACAUCAUGUUGCCUUCUUAACUGUUCGACUAUAGUUGCUAGAAUAUUAGAUGUAAGUAAGAGCUUUACUGCUUGCUAUGUUUCAUUUUUAGACUGAGCGAUCUUUGCACCAUACUAUUUAAAAAAAAAAAAAAGAGUCAAAAACAGAGAGAGUAAAAUGCUGAUGUUUAGUAAUAAGGUGUUAUUUGAUGUCACUUUGUUUAAUGUUGAGCUUUUUGCAGUAUUUGACAUACAAUGCACUUUUUUAUCCAAGGUCAUUCCGAGUUCAGUGAUUGCUAUAGUUCCGUAAUGUUCUGUAACAAACCCAUUCUCUCUUCAGUAAUGGCCAUGCAACUCCUUCUGUUACAGUGUUUUUUUCUCUUUUGUGCCAAAAACAUUCAGCGAAAAACUUUUCUGUGAUUGGAAAAGUCAGCUUUAUCUUAACAAACUCUAUGUACCAUGUGUUCCACCAUGACAGCAGGGCCUGCUUUACCCAUAGUAAUACAAAUUAUAUGCUAUUAUCUGCUGUUAAUUACGUUUUCACGGGGUGCCAAGUGGUCCAGCGGUCUAAAGCGCUGCCACUAUGAGCAGGAGGUUGCAGGUUCGAACCAUAGCUCAUGCAGCUUUGCCAUCAAGCUGCCGGCGCUCAGAGGGAGCAAAAUUGGCCCUGCUCCCUCCGGGUGGGUAGAUGGCGCUCUCUCCCCACAUCACUACAGGGUGAUGUCUGCAGCACAGGGCGUCUGUGAGCUGAUGUAUCGGAACCCAGCCGCUGCGCUUUCCUCCAAGCACGCUGUGAUGUUGCUCGGCAAUGCUGCAUCAGCAGCAGCUCGAAAAGAAGCAGCGGCUGACUUCACAUGUAUCGGAGGAAGCAUGUGCUAGUCUUCACCCUCCUGGUGUGUUGGGGCAUUGCUAGUGAUAGGGGGAGUCCUAAAGAGUGGGUUGGGAAAUUGGCCGUGUAAAUUGGGGAGCCAGUGAAUCCAAAUGCAUCACAACUAACCAUUUGAUAUUAUUUGGACAUGCAUUCCCUGAGUGAAGAUAUAAACGUACUAGAGGUCUCCACUUAACACAGUGGCAAGGACACAUCUUUGGUUUGAGUUAACCAGCUCCAGUACAUUCUGUAAGACUGCAGUGCUUUGGUAAACUAGGCCCUGAUUGGUCACUGGUGGACUACCUACUAGAACAAUAUGAUUGUACAGUGGAAGUCCAUUGGGAAAUGUAGGACAGUUGCACAAUAUAAAACCGCACAUUAAAAAAACACUAUUAGUGAAAUAAGUGGAUCUAAGAAAGUUCUGCUUUGUGGGUUUAUUAUUUAACAGUUUGCCUUGGUUUGAUUAGGGGUGUAACGAUACAAAGAAUUAAAAAUGUAAAAUGUAAAACCAGUAUUUAAUGCUGAACAUAAAUGAGUCUUUACGCUAGUAGAAUGGAUCCAAGUGCUUAGUCUUAAUUGUUCAUUAUGGUUUCCACCAAAGACUGUAAAUGACAGACCCUUUAAGUGACCCCAAGUGUGUAUAAGUAAUAUAAUUUUGAACUUGAUUUUGAGACACACUGAAAUCGUUACACCCUUAAAUCCAGGAGAUUUAAGGUGGAAUUAAGGUCAUUCAGUUAGCACUUUUUCGGACAAGUCUUGGUCUUGGACUGUAGUUGAUCCCCCCACUGGAAAUCACUUUAAAAUCUCUUAUAAGACCCUGUUUACAUCUCAUAUAAAUCAAAUUUAUAUCUGCUUCAAGUGCGUCUCAGACCACCUCCGUAAGUGGUGUGAGUAAUCAGAUUUGAAUCUAUUUUAAGUGUGUCUCAGACCACCUUAGUAAGUGGUUAGAGUGAUCAGAUGUGAAUCUGUUUUAAGCGCUUCUCAGACUACCUCUGUAAGUGGUUUGAGUGAUCAAAUUUAUAUCUGCUUCAAGUGCGUCUCAGACCACCUCCGGAAGUGGUUUGAGUGAUCAGAUUUGAAUCUAUUUUAAGUGCGUCUCAGACCACCUCCUGAAGUGGUGUAAGUGAUCAGAUUUGAAUCUAUUUUAAGUGCGUCUCAGACCACAUCCGGAAGUGGUGUGAGUGAUCAGAUUUGAAUCUGUUUUAAGUGCGUCUCAGACCACAUCCGGAAGUGGUGUGAGUGAUCAGAUUUGAAUCUCUUUUAAGUGAGUCUCAGACCACAUCCGGAAGUGGUUUGAGUGAUCAGAUUUGAAUCUGUUUUUAGUGCGUCUCAGACCACAUCCGGAAGUGGUGUAAGUGAUCAGAUUUGAAUCUCUUUUAAGUGCGUCUUUAAGUGUUCAAGAGAUUGGAUUUGGAUCUAUUUUAGAUGCAUCUUGAGUGUGUUUACACUGGCCUAACCAGAUAUAAUCCUAAUCCUAAUACUCAAGACGCAUGUAGUGACCAGGUGUAAAUGAGGUCUAAGACCAGAUUAAAUUGUCCAAUUGCCUAAUUACAGAAAAAUCUGAACAAUAGAGGAUUUCUUCUCAUUGUUUCUGCCCUGUAGAAACACCCAAGAUGGCUUCUUUUUCUAUCUUUUAGUGAAGUUUUGCUUCAACUUAAUCACUUUUUUAAAUGCUUAGCAGAACUCUCAACUGAUGCAAGCACAUGGUUUUUUAGCUUCUGAGCCGGGCCAUCAUAGAAACAAUGAGUUUAAUAGUGGUGUUAGCUGUUUUAAAGUGCCAGGUGAUUGUUGUGACCUUUCUUGUGUGGCUGUUCUGUAAAGAUUUGUAUCCUUAACAUUCGCCAAGCAAUCAGAGCUGAUGCUAACAAUAUGUCGUUUAAAAAAAAAGGCGACGAGUGUACAAAGCUGAUAUGAAAUUUUUAGUUUGAGUUUUUUUUUUUCUCAUUACUCAUUGCAAAGGGAGAUGUGUAAUAAGAGAAUUAUCGCAUUAAUUAAUUCUAUUCAUUCAAUAUUUACGACAAAAUUGUGUGCGUGAAUGAGAGCGGCAUCGCUUGCAUCACAUGCAUUACUUACAUUAAAAAAUGUUGAAAAACACUUUGUGGAACAUCUGGAACAUCCCUGGACUGCUACGCCACAACUGUUUAUACUGUACAUAUCAAUAUCUAGGAACUAGAAAUGACAAAACUGACAAACGAAAGACAUUUAGGAUAUUUCCACGUCAUUUGUUUGUUUUGUACGGUUUGUCUACUUUAACCUAUUGUACGUAUUUAAGAGAUGUUCUGUUUCCAGAUGUGUCCAGCAGAAGGCACAUCUGUCUCUUCUUCCAGGUUCUGUACUGUCUCCGCCUUCAAAGAUGCCUCCAGUCUCUUGUUUUCUCCUCCGACCAGCUUUGUGCCAAGGUAUUCCAAGGUAUUUCGUUCACUUAUAUGUACUUUCUUCGCUAAAUCCGCUAAAGACCUCUGCUGCACAUGCUCCCGGUGUGAAUGAAUGAUUGUACUCUUCGCUCAUCUCGUCUGUAAUGUAGACAUGCAUUACCUCAACUCGCCGGCUACUGGAGAGAGAGACUAAUUUUACGCAAACAGAACCCUGUACAGAUCAUUACGCUCAUCAUCUGCAUCUGCGCUUCUUCUCCGCCAACAAAAACUUCAAGAAACUGAUGUCCAUAUCUCUGAGUUUUGGACCCUCUGCUCAUCAUUGCCUGGCCUACGUUUUCUGCUGACUGCCGAUGCAUCAUGUGUUACAGUUAGCUUAGCCUGCUCAGUCGACUUUAAUCCUCUGCAAGUCUCUAUCACAGUUUGCAUUGCGUGACGAAAAAAAAAAAAAAAAGAAUAAAAAAAUGAGAAAAAAAAAGUGUGACCCAAACGUUUACAUUCCGAGUUUCAUGCAGUUUUCAAACACAAUUAAAAACGAAAUACAUGAAACCUA
Molecule: messenger RNA, 9997 nt
Organism: Astyanax mexicanus (Mexican tetra)
Lineage: Eukaryota; Metazoa; Chordata; Actinopteri; Characiformes; Acestrorhamphidae
Gene: fbxo41
Product: F-box protein 41
Exons: 13
Coding region: 624-3041 (805 amino acids)
Molecular function (GO): protein binding
Source: RefSeq, a predicted model, not a curated record